AUGAAAGACUUCAAUCGGUUCUCCUCGGAGAUCAUGUGCUUGUCUUUGCCUCCGAUCACAUCCAUCAUUGAUAUGGAUUCACACAUUGCGUCCGAUUCGCCACUCAAUGAUCACUGGGAUGUCCAACAAAUGAUGGUGAUGACAGCAAUGAAAAGACAUUCAACGGACACAAGGGUUGAGGCGAAGAGAGCGUCCAACUGGUGGACCAAUGGAUUGCUGAGUGCUAUGAAAGACCAAUCACUCGUUGUCUUGAAGGAUGACUUGAUUACUAUCAUUGAAGACAAAUAUCCAAAGUCCCGACACCAUCUGCUAGUCAUCCCCAAUAAGAACUCAGGCAUGGAUUCUGUGGAUGACUUGACCGCAAGUGAUGUGCAACUCAUUGAUCACAUGACACUCAAAGGCAAACAAAUAUCACAACAAUUUGACGGAAGCGUUGAAUUCCGGUUCGGUUUCCAUCGGAUUCCGAGUCUUAAACCAUUACAUCUUCACGUCAUUAGUCAAGACUUUGACUCCAAAUAUCUGAAGACCAAAAAGCAUUACAACUCAUUCACCACGAAGUUCUUCAUUGAUUCCAAAAGUAAUGUCCAUUUGUUUUAAACUCUUCUCAUUCUCUACUCUUGUCUUAAGCUGUGAUCGAAAAUCUCAACAAAUAUGGAAAAGUGGAGUCAAUUGCUAGACAUGACUGCGAAGAACUCAUUAAACAGGACAUAGUUUGCCAUUUUUGUCGACAAAAAGUGGCAAAUAUUCCCAAAUUAAAGAUCCAUUUAUUGAAACACUUUCCCAUUUGAUUGCAUUUGCAUUAACAGUAAAAUCUAUUUUAUUAUUAUUUGAUUAAAGAUUACAUUAAAUUAACAAUUAGUUUGAGG
This is a messenger RNA of Oppiella nova, 866 nucleotides long. The record is from the annotation of a GenBank genome assembly. Lineage: Eukaryota; Metazoa; Arthropoda; Arachnida; Sarcoptiformes; Oppiidae.